Molecule: messenger RNA, 3156 nt
Organism: Phacochoerus africanus (Common warthog)
Lineage: Eukaryota; Metazoa; Chordata; Mammalia; Artiodactyla; Suidae
Gene: MAF
Product: MAF bZIP transcription factor
Exons: 3
Coding region: 1752-2906 (384 amino acids)
Biological process (GO): regulation of transcription by RNA polymerase II; lens fiber cell differentiation
Cellular component (GO): nucleus
Molecular function (GO): RNA polymerase II cis-regulatory region sequence-specific DNA binding; DNA-binding transcription factor activity, RNA polymerase II-specific
Source: RefSeq, a predicted model, not a curated record
CUCUGUGUGUGUGUGUGUGUGAGAGAGAGAGAGAGAGAGAGAGAGAGAGAGAGAGAGAGAGAGGGAGAGGGAGAGGGAGAGGGAGAGAAUGAGAAUGAAUCUCAAAGGCCAAACUGGGGCCAGAGUCGGAAGCCUGAGGGUGAGCGGGGGAGUUAACUCGCGUAGGAGUUCUUUCCCCCCAAGGGCACGCGACGCCAGCAGGCCCCUGCUUGGAAUGGCCCUGAAGAACUUAUUUCACCUUCUUUAAAAGAGGGUGUGAUAAAACGGGCUUUCUGUCUCCGCCACUCCGAAUCGCCCUGGCAGGCGCUCGGCCGGGCGACGUCCUGCGCGCAGUCGGGACCCCUGCACCCCCGCGCGCCGGCACCGGGAAGAGGGACAAAGAGUUUGGGCCAAGUUUGAGCUCCGGGCAGUGCCAGGCUCGGGGAAGGAAGGUCCCCUGGGUGGACACCCGGGUGCCGAAGGUGGAGCAAAGAGAAGAAGCUGCCUGGCGAAUACAGGAUCCAGAGAGUGGGGGUCAAGCCAAUCUCCGCUGAGGGAGUGGCAGGCAAGCUGGGGCUCCGGAAGGCAGGCCUCUCUCGCUCCAAAGUAAAGCAAAUCGGCCUCCCGGUCCACCUGGUUUCCCACAGCGCCGCUGGAAAACUCCUUCCCCUCUUAUGCCAAACUUUGCUCCCGGCUCUGCAGCCUCCUGAGGAGGCUGCGGAGCGGGAAGGGUUAAGGCUGCCCGUCCCAGCUGACAGUCAGCUGAUUGGGCCCUGAUUGACAGCUCCGAAAAGUUUCCUUGUCUCUACACUAUUAUGCUAAUCGCGGCCGCCUCCCAUUGGUCUAGAGUACCAGUCAAUUUCCCAUUUGGGCCUGACGUCACAAGUGCUAUAAAACUCAGCAAUUGCUUUAAACUCUUCUUGCUGGAUCAGAGGCUUUAAAAUCUUUUUUUCAUCUUCGAGCUGUAGCUCGGGCUGCUCGUCGGCUCGGCCUCCCCCCUUUUGCUCUCCGCCUCGCCUUUCCCCAGGACUUCGCUAUUUUGCUUUAAAAAAAAAAAAAAAAAAAGCCAAGAAAGAACUCAACUCCCCCCUCCCUUUCCUCCAGCCAGGCUGCACCUCUGUCUUGCACUUUGCACGGAGGGAGGAAGAGCGCGAGGGAGAGAGAGAGAAAGAGAGAGAGAGAGAGAAAAGAAAGAAAAAAAAAAUAAAAAGAGCCAGGCUGAAGAGGAGGCGAGAAGCAUGAAGUGUUAACUCCCCCGUGCCAAGGCCAGCGCCGCCCGGACAGCCGCCCGCCGCGCUUCCAGCCCCGAGCGGCCGCCGCGCGCGCCCCGCCUGCAGCCCGGGCCGGCGAGGCGAGCCCUCCUUAUGCAAAGGGCGCAGCGGAGCGGCGAGCGGGGGACGCCGCGCACCCGGCCGGGCUCCUCCGGCUUCGCCGCCGCCGCCGCCGCCGCCACCGCCACCGCAACCCGCGGAGGACCUUCCCGAGCCUGAAGCCGCCGGCUCGGCGCGCUAGGAGACGAGCAGGCGAGGAGGGGCCCGGGCGAGCAGCGAGCACAUUGGCGUGAGCAGGGGGGAGGGAGGGCGGGCGCGGGGGGCGCGGGCAGGGCGGGGGGGGUGUGUGCGCGCUCGGAGGUUUCGGGCCAGCCACCGCCGCGCGAGCUAGAAGCGCCCCAGCCCGGCAAGCUGGCUCACCCGCUGGCCACCCAGCACAGCCCGCUGGCCCCUCUCCUGCAGCCCAUCUGGCGGAGCGGCGGCGGCGGCGGCGGCAGGAGAAUGGCAUCAGAACUGGCAAUGAGCAACUCCGACCUGCCCACCAGUCCCCUGGCCAUGGAAUAUGUUAAUGACUUCGAUCUGAUGAAGUUUGAAGUGAAAAAGGAACCGGUGGAGACCGACCGCAUCAUCAGCCAGUGCGGCCGUCUCAUCGCCGGGGGCUCGCUGUCCUCCACCCCCAUGAGCACGCCGUGCAGCUCGGUGCCCCCUUCCCCCAGCUUCUCGGCGCCCAGCCCGGGCUCGGGCAGCGAGCAGAAGGCGCACCUGGAAGACUACUACUGGAUGACCGGCUAUCCGCAGCAGCUGAACCCCGAGGCGCUGGGCUUCAGCCCCGAGGACGCGGUCGAGGCGCUCAUCAGCAACAGCCACCAGCUCCAGGGCGGCUUCGAUGGCUACGCGCGCGGGGCGCAGCAGCUGGCCUCGGCGGCCGGGGCCGGCGCCGGCGCCUCCCUGGGCAGCAGCGGCGAGGAGAUGGGCCCCGCCGCCGCCGUGGUGUCCGCCGUGAUCGCCGCGGCCGCUGCGCAGAGCGGCGCGGGCCCGCACUACCACCACCACCACCACCACCACGCCGCUGGCCACCACCACCACCCGACGGCCGGCGCGCCCGGCGCCGCGGGCAGCGCGUCCGCCUCGGCCGGUGGCGCGGGCGGCGCGGGCAGCGGCGGCCCGGCCAGCGCCGGGGGCGGCGGCGGCGGCGGCGGCGGCGGAGGCGGCGGCGGAGCGGCGGGGGCGGGGGGCGCCCUGCACCCGCACCAUGCCGCCGGCGGCCUGCACUUCGACGACCGCUUUUCCGAUGAGCAGCUGGUGACCAUGUCGGUGCGCGAGCUGAACCGGCAGCUGCGCGGGGUCAGCAAGGAGGAGGUGAUCCGGCUGAAGCAGAAGAGGCGGACCCUGAAAAACCGCGGCUAUGCCCAGUCCUGCCGCUUCAAGAGGGUGCAGCAGAGGCACGUCCUGGAGUCCGAGAAGAACCAGCUGCUGCAGCAGGUCGACCACCUCAAGCAGGAGAUCUCCAGGCUGGUGCGCGAGAGGGACGCGUACAAGGAGAAAUACGAGAAGUUGGUGAGCAGCGGCUUCCGAGAAAACGGCUCGAGCAGCGACAACCCGUCCUCUCCCGAGUUUUUCAUGUACCCAAGGGAAUCCUCUACAUCAGUGAUGUGAAAAAUCCUGUUGCCUGAAGUCCAAGAGAUGUUCCUGACAUUGGCUAAGACCCAUCUGGAUGCAACCAAGCCUUACCGAGCGGCCUCCCCCGGGGCAGGGCAGGUGGGACCCACAUGUAGGGGAGGGGCCUUUUUGUAGCUUUCCUUGGCACCUAUGGGACUUCCCUGAUGGAACUGGUAUAAACAGCACUUCCCGGGUUCUAAGUACCCAUAUUUUUUGUUUUUUUGUUUUUUGUUUUUUUCCCCUAAUC